Coregonus clupeaformis (lake whitefish) is the source of this 846-nucleotide messenger RNA. RefSeq names its product mucin-2-like. The annotation marks the transcript as partial. Lineage: Eukaryota; Metazoa; Chordata; Actinopteri; Salmoniformes; Salmonidae. The transcript has 4 exons. The record is from RefSeq and is a predicted model, not a curated record.
ACUGUAGCUUCUACAACAACAACUGUAGCUCCUACGACCACUACAACAGCAACACCUACUACGACAUACACAACACCUACUACAACCAUUACAACAGAAGCACCUAUGACAACAACUGUAGCUUCUACAACAACAACUGUAGCUCCUACGACCACUACAACAGCAGCACCUACUACGACAACUACAACUGAAGCUCCUACGACAACCACAACGGCAGCCCCUACUACUACAACGACAACUGUAGCUCCUACGACUUCUACAACUGAAGCACCUACUACAACAACUACAAAUGCAGCUCUUACGACAACCACAACUGUAGGUCCUACUACAACAACUAUAGAUCCUUUGACCACUACAACAGAAGAACCUACAACGACAACUGAAGCUCCAACGACAACCACAACACCUACUACAACCAUUACAACAGAAUCACCUAUAACUACAACUGUAGCUUCUACAAAAACAACUGUAAUUCCUACAACCACUACAACAGCAGAACCUACUACGACAACUACAACUGAAGCUCCUAUGACAACCACUACUGCACCACCUACAACUACAAUGACAACUGCAGCUCCUACUACAACAACUAUAGAUCCUAUGACCACUACAACUGAAGCUAAAAUGACAACCACAACACAAGAACCUAUAACAUCAACUGUAGCUUCUACAACAACAACUGUAGCUCCUACGACCACUACAACAGCAGCCCUUAACAACUGUAGCUCCCACGACCACAACAACAGCAGCACCUACCACGACAAACACAACUGCAACAUCUACUACUACAACUAUAGCUCUUACGACCACUACGACUGCAGCACCUGCUACCACAACUACAACUGA